CGGGUUUCGAACACUCAGCUGAACACAUAAUGUUCAUUGCCAUCGCAGGCACACCAUCGUCGGGCAAACGUACUUUGCUGGAAUACCUAGUGAAUAGGUAUGGAUUCACUCAAGUCGGACUGGACAAGAAAGGAGAAGUUGGUCCCACCGACUCAGACUCAUCAGCUCAUCUUGAAGUACCGCUGAGCAGUCUAAGUGUGUCUACAAGUUCAACCCCGGCAGUCACAACCAUUGCCACUCUUCCUAAUCCGCCUCUGCUCCCUUCUACUGCGACCCUGUUGGACUACACAACUCGGAAUUGGCUCUCACACCACGUAACUCUCGAUCUCACAUCUUAUGAAACCAUUGAGCCGUUCGUCAAGCGACCAUUCUUCCUCCUUGUCUUUCUGGAUGGGCCAUUGAGAGCGCGAUAUGAGCGAGAGCGACAUAGACGGAAAGACAUUACGCUGGAUGAAUUUUGUGCAGAGCACGACGUUCUCUUAAAUGCCCCUGAAGCAGACUUUCGCCGAGUGGUCAAAGCGGCGACACUGAGUAUAUGCAACAACGCGCCUACAAUAGCAGAGUUCUACAAGCACUUGGAUCAGAUGGAUUUAUUGAAUGAAGAGCGGUUGAGACCCGGAUGGGACAACUACUUCAUGACCCUCGCCUCUCUCGCCUCGCACAGGUCUAACUGUAUGAAACGUCGUGUCGGCGCCCUGCUUGUCCGUUCCAAGCGCAUCCUGUCCACAGGCUACAAUGGCACUCCGCGCGGGACUCGAAAUUGUAACCAAGGUGGUUGCAGACGCUGCAAUGGGUCCGCACGAGGCGGCGAGGCGUUGGACGAGUGCCUCUGCCUACACGCUGAAGAGAAUGCCCUGCUCGAAGCAGGUCGUGAGCGUAUAGGAGAAGACUCGGUCCUUUACUGCAACACCUGUCCUUGUCUGAGAUGUUCAGUCAAGAUUGUCCAGACGGGCGUCAGAGAAGUCGUGUACAAUCAAUCGUAUAGUAUGGACGCAGCAUCCGCCAUGGUCUUGCGUGAAGGCGGUGUCACAUUACGACAGCUUCUGAUAUGAUGCAUU
Kockovaella imperatae is the source of this 1058-nucleotide messenger RNA. RefSeq names its product cytidine deaminase-like protein. Bases 30 to 1052 code for a protein of 340 amino acids. Lineage: Eukaryota; Fungi; Basidiomycota; Tremellomycetes; Tremellales; Cuniculitremaceae. The transcript is spliced from 5 exons. The record is from RefSeq and is a predicted model, not a curated record. Gene Ontology annotation, molecular function: zinc ion binding; hydrolase activity.